Felis catus (domestic cat) is the source of this 2735-nucleotide messenger RNA. It is a transcript of the gene FLOT2, whose product is annotated as flotillin 2. Gene Ontology annotation, biological process: regulation of myoblast differentiation; protein localization to plasma membrane. The transcript is spliced from 11 exons. Bases 205 to 1452 code for a protein of 415 amino acids. NCBI's taxonomy places the organism in Eukaryota, Metazoa, Chordata, Mammalia, Carnivora, Felidae. The record is from RefSeq and is a predicted model, not a curated record. Gene Ontology annotation, cellular component: plasma membrane.
CGUUGAUUGCCGCCUCUCGCCCGCCGGCCCCGCCCUCCGCCGCUACACUUCCGGUGGGGCUGCGACCGCGGAGGGGCGCGGGCGGGCGCGCGGGCGGCCGCUGGGGGUGGCGGGAUAGGCUGGGCGCGGCCGGCGGUGCGGGUGGUGCGGGCCGUGCCGUACAGGUCUCUGCGUUCCCCGCGGGCCCUCCGUCCCACCGGCGCCAUGGGCAAUUGCCACACGGUGGGGCCCAACGAGGCGCUGGUGGUUUCAGGGGGCUGUUGUGGUUCUGACUAUAAACAGUACGUGUUCGGCGGCUGGGCCUGGGCCUGGUGGUGUAUCUCCGACACUCAGAGACUGUCUCUGGAGGUUAUGACCAUCCUGUGUCGCUGUGAGAAUAUUGAGACGUCGGAGGGGGUCCCGCUAUUCGUAACAGGGGUUGCACAGGUGAAGAUCAUGACGGAGAAGGAGCUCCUGGCAGUGGCCUGUGAGCAGUUUCUGGGCAAGAACGUGCAGGACAUCAAGAACGUCGUCCUGCAGACCCUGGAGGGACACCUGCGCUCCAUCCUUGGGACCCUCACCGUGGAGCAGAUUUAUCAGGACCGGGACCAGUUUGCCAAGCUGGUGCGGGAGGUGGCGGCCCCUGAUGUCGGCCGCAUGGGCAUCGAGAUCCUCAGCUUCACCAUCAAGGACGUGUAUGACAAAGUGGACUAUCUAAGCUCCUUGGGCAAGACACAGACUGCCGUGGUACAGAGAGAUGCCGACAUUGGGGUGGCCGAGGCCGAGCGAGACGCAGGCAUCCGGGAAGCCGAGUGCAAGAAGGAGAUGCUGGAUGUGAAGUUCAUGGCAGACACCAAGAUCGCCGACUCCAAGCGAGCCUUCGAGCUACAAAAGUCAGCUUUCAGUGAGGAGGUCAACAUCAAGACGGCCGAGGCCCAGCUGGCCUAUGAGCUGCAAGGAGCCCGUGAGCAGCAGAAGAUCCGGCAGGAAGAGAUUGAGAUUGAGGUUGUACAGCGCAAGAAGCAGAUCGCAGUGGAGGCACAGGAGAUCCUGCGCACAGAUAAGGAGCUCAUUGCCACAGUGCGCUGUCCUGCCGAGGCUGAGGCCCACCGCAUACAGCAGAUCGCCGAGGGUGAAAAGGUGAAGCAGGUCCUCUUAGCACAGGCGGAGGCCGAGAAGAUCCGCAAAAUCGGGGAGGCGGAGGCAGCAGUCAUCGAGGCGAUGGGCAAGGCAGAAGCUGAGCGGAUGAAGCUCAAGGCUGAGGCCUACCAGAAAUAUGGGGAUGCAGCCAAGAUGGCCUUGGUGCUGGAGGCCCUGCCCCAGAUUGCUGCCAAAAUCGCCGCCCCGCUGACCAAAGUCGAUGAGAUUGUGGUCCUCAGUGGGGACAACAGCAAAGUGACAUCGGAGGUAAAACCGACUGCUGGCCGAGCUGCCGGCCUCUGUGCACGCCCUCACAGGCAUGGACCUCUCUAAGAUACCCCUGAUCAAGAAGGCCACCGGCGCACAGGCGUGAGGCUCCCAAAGACCUACACCCGUCAGCAGCCGCCCGCCUCUCCCUCCAGCACCCGUUUUCCUACCACAGCGACAACGGGAACGCUACUGACUCUGGUGCCUUAUUUUGUAGGGACCAGAAGUGCUGCGUGUUCAGGCCUUCUGUGGCUGUCUUCCCUUCUGUCCUGUCUCUAGCCGUCUCCUUCCUCUCCUCCCCCCACACCUUCACUUUCACUGCCACAUUCAUCUCGUUGGUCUCUUCCGCCUUCCUCUCCCUGUACGUCUCCUCCUUUGUCUGUCUUUUUCUGUCCCUCUCUGCUCCCACCCUCUACACACAUCAUGUAGUUUAAGCUAAAGACGUGUAUUAUAAUCACUGUCUGUCUCGGGGGGCAGUAGCCCUGCUGCUCCUCAGAAUCCUGGUGCCUUGAAGUUCUCUGUGCGUCUGUCCAUCCUCCCCGUGGCCCUUGCCAAAAUUCGGCAUGGGUGCGGAGGGUCUGGGUAGGAUGGCCACCCUCCCUUCUCUUGGCUUGGUCUUCCCAGCCCUAAACCCGACCCCAGGAAGUCCCCAGCCUCACCCGCUCCAGACCCCCUCGGCCUAGCCGGGCACUGCCCUACUUCAGCCUCCCCCAGCCCCGGGCCUGCUCUCCUACCUUAACCUCUCUCUCUCUACCCAGGGGCAGAGGCAAGGCCUCCUGUCUAUAGCAGCUCCCUCAGUUUACUACUGCCUUAGGAGGCCCCUGCUUGUGCUCAGGGAAGUCCCCUUCAUGGACAUGUCCCUACUAGGUGGAGUGGGGCUUGGUCCCAACUCUGCUAAACUCUUUUGGGAUCAGGGUCUAGCCCCACUGGGGACUAGAAGGUGUGUAGACCGUCUUCCUGCUAGGGCUGUGCUGUCCUGGGUAUCGGGCCAGGCCCUUCCAGUGGGCAGGGCUGUGCCAACCCUAUACAGAGUUGAGUGCUGUAGACUGGCCAGACUCCAUCAUAUCCCCCGUGCCAUCUUUCCUUCUGGCCAGAGUGAUAGGGUUCCAGCCAUGGGGAAGCAGCCCAGUCUUCUGUCUUCUUGCUCUAGUGGAGACAGAAGAGCCCGGGCCCAAGCAUCCUGGCAGGGAUGCUGUGGGUGUCCAGAGGUCCCAGUGUCCCACUUCUGGCUCUGCCCCAGCCUGUGUAGCUGUUCCUGCAUGUGGAUGCUGCAUGUCUGGUCUGGGGCUUGGAUGCUGCACUGCCCCAUUGCCUGUCCCUUCUGGUAAAAUAAAGAUCUGUUAUGCCUA